Molecule: messenger RNA, 356 nt
Organism: Teleopsis dalmanni
Lineage: Eukaryota; Metazoa; Arthropoda; Insecta; Diptera; Diopsidae
Product: HIG1 domain family member 1A, mitochondrial-like
Biological process (GO): mitochondrial respirasome assembly
Cellular component (GO): mitochondrion
Source: RefSeq, a predicted model, not a curated record
AUUGUUUUACAAUUUACUAAACAUAUUUUGCAUUUUGUAAACUACAACUCUGCAACUGUCAGCUGUGAGUGCUAUUGUGAAUUUCUGUUACUCAAUCAAAACAGAGAAAGUCAGAGAUGAUUGUUAUGUUAUAAUUUGCAAAUUUCAUCAUAAUCCAUUCUCUGCAUUAUACAUUCGACUCUUUGGUUAAGUGGUUGACUAUACAAACCAUUAAUAUAUUUAAAUAAUCGAAAGGAAUUUUCCACUUACAAAUUGUGUAAAAAUGAGUUCCAAAUCAUAUUUUAAUGUGGCUGGGGAUGAAGACCAAGGAAGCAAAUUAUCACGAAAAGUAAAGGAAUCGCCGUUCAUGUUAAUUG